AUGACUUCUUUCCUCAUUAUAUACAUUUUUCUAUGGCCAAGACUCAUUUGCCAAUUAUUUCCGUGCGAGCGGCCGGGUCAGCCUUUCGCCUUGUAUAUUGUGGGCGAGGCAAAAAAAAAAAAAAGAAAACGAGGAAAACCGCACUUGCAGAAUAGGAAACACACAGACAAACACAUACACACCAUACGCAGAGAAGGCAAGGCAGCAAGAAAAAACUGUGGGAACGUAGAAAUGAACUUACCUACGGCACCAACUCCUAACAAACAUUUGAGCAUACCUGAUUUGAGGUUCGAGAAAGUGUUCAAGAAAGCAUUGUAUAGGGAACUGGCACCCUCAUCGUCCCGCUCACGAAAGUUAGGAGUAAUUACGAAAGUUGUGAUUCGCGAUGUGUUGCUCAUGCCUCUAUUGCAGAGCUUUGUUUUAUCACUCGCGCUUAUGGGCGUUAAGGAAUGGCUACAUUACAUACGCCUGAAAGGACGAACCCUAGGCGACCGCAUUAGACAGAGACUUUUUCCAAUCUAA
Molecule: messenger RNA, 522 nt
Organism: Saccharomyces paradoxus
Lineage: Eukaryota; Fungi; Ascomycota; Saccharomycetes; Saccharomycetales; Saccharomycetaceae
Exons: 1
Coding region: 1-522 (173 amino acids)
Biological process (GO): mitophagy
Molecular function (GO): mitochondrion autophagosome adaptor activity
Source: RefSeq, a predicted model, not a curated record